GCCGGAGCCGCGGCAGGAGAUUCUCCCCCAGCCUUUGAGAUGAUGGGACUGGGAAACGGGCGCCGGAGCAUGAAGUCGCCGCCCCUCGUGCUGGCCGCCCUGGUGGCCUGCAUCAUUGUCCUGGGCUUCAACUACUGGAUCGCCAGCUCCCGGAGCGUGGAUCUCCAGACCCGGAUCCUGGAGCUGGAGGGCAGGGUCCGCAGGGCGGCGGCGGAGAGAGGCGCGGUGGAGCUGAAGAAGAACGAGUUCCAGGGAGAGCUGGAAAAGCAGCGGGAGCAGCUCGACCGCAUCCAGUCCAGCCACGACUCGCAGCUGGAGAGCGUCAACAAGAUCUACCAGGACGAAAAGGCCGUUUUGGUGAAUAAUAUCACCACAGGUGAGAGGCUCAUCAGAACCCUGCAAGACCAGUUGAAGGCCCUGCAGAAGAACUACGGCAGGCUGCAGCAGGAUGUGCUCCAGUUCCAGAGGAACCAGACCAACCUGGAGCGGAAGUUCUCCUACGACCUGAGCCAGUGCAUCAGUCAGAUGAAAGAGCUGAAGGAGCAGUGUGAGGAGCGAAUAGAAGAAGUCACUAAAAAGGGAAAUGAAGCUGUUGCUUCCAGAGACCUGAGUGAAAAGAAGGACCAAAGCCAGCAGCUCCGAGCCCCCAGUGAGCCUCAGCCCAGGCCACAGGAAGCGGACCUGCCCCAGGCAGAGGUGCCUCAAGUGAAAGGAAACAUGCCCAGCAAUGGUGAGCCCCAGACACCAGUCCCCAGUUCUGAGGCGGCUUUGGAUUUGAAGAGACAAGGUGGGAAAAAGGAAAUCAACGAGAUUCAGGUCGCCAGUGAGGAGCUUCCAAGGGACAGCCUGGGGCUGCCCCGGGAGCCAGGCCGAGAGCAGGCUGUGGAGGAAGGCCGACCAGUGGGUGGAAGAGGCAUUGGAGAAGCUGAAGCAGUUGGCCGAACGCCACAGGUGCCAGGAGUGAUGCCGGCGAGCCAAGAAAAUCAGGACAUGGAGGACCUGGAGCGGGACCAGCUUGUCAUCCCCGAUGGGCAGGAGGAAGAGCAGGAUGCUGAUGAGGAAGGGAGACACCAGCAAAAGCUAGGAGGAGAGGACUACAACAUGGAUGAAAAUGAGGCAGAAUCGGAAACAGAUAAGCAGGCAGCCCUCGCAGGGAACGACAGAAACCUGAACGUUCUUAAUGCUGGAAAUCAGAAAGGAGACGUAAAUUUACUUGAUCAGCGUGAAAAGAGGAAUCACACAGUCUGAAUCAACUGGAAUCAUAUACUUCAUGUCAGGAUUGAACAGAGAUCACUACAAAAUAUGAGGGGUUGAAUACUGUGAAAUGUACUAAAAUAUACAUCUAAAGAUGAUUAUUGUGGAGUUUUAAUAUGUACUUCAUGUAGGAAAAUGACUGUGUUGUAGAUGGUUUUUUCGAAGUAUUUUUACUAAGGUGUCAGAAUUUGUCAGCUAAUAGGUAUGAGAAGAUCAGCGCCAAAAACAGAACCCAAGUUCUCCAAGUAUGGUGACAGUGGCACUUAAAAAAUUCUGGAAUGUAACUUUGUUUAAAAAAAAAUCAAAGCCUGUAGAAGAGUCUGUCUUCUGACACCAAGAGACCCACCGCACCUGAGAAUUCUUCUCUGGUCCCUCUGGUGUCCCGCUUCACACGCUGUGCUGAGUGGCCGGUACCAGCCCAGUAUUUGUUCUCACAGGUCAGUGCCGAACGAUUCCUGGCUUAUACUCUCAUGCGCUCACUUCUGGUUCCGACAGUCAGUGGCCUGGAGUACAAAACUGUUAACACAAACAUCACUAGCGACAGUUUUAAACAAGUCUACAUACAAAGACAUUUUAUGUGAGAAUUUUUAAAAAAACUUCUAUAACCUUUGUCAUUAAUGUACAAAAAUGCUUCUCAGUGACUUGUAAUUUGAAUAUUUGUGAUCUCUUAGUUUGCUUAGUAUGUGUGGGCAAAGCAAAAUCUUCUCUAUUAAGUCCCUAUUACCAAGAGCCAUGAGUGGAUUAGACUUUUGACACAACAGGGGCCAAACCAGAGCUGACCCUGGGGCCUGUAGCAGAGCACGGGGCGGGGAGAGG
Molecule: messenger RNA, 2070 nt
Organism: Neomonachus schauinslandi (Hawaiian monk seal)
Lineage: Eukaryota; Metazoa; Chordata; Mammalia; Carnivora; Phocidae
Gene: GOLM1
Product: golgi membrane protein 1
Exons: 10
Coding region: 40-1248 (402 amino acids)
Cellular component (GO): Golgi apparatus
Source: RefSeq, a predicted model, not a curated record